Molecule: messenger RNA, 3052 nt
Organism: Gadus macrocephalus (Pacific cod)
Lineage: Eukaryota; Metazoa; Chordata; Actinopteri; Gadiformes; Gadidae
Gene: vps41
Product: VPS41 subunit of HOPS complex
Exons: 28
Coding region: 187-2757 (856 amino acids)
Biological process (GO): vesicle-mediated transport; endosomal vesicle fusion; macroautophagy
Cellular component (GO): HOPS complex; late endosome
Molecular function (GO): protein binding
Source: RefSeq, a predicted model, not a curated record
AUGACAUUCCACAUGACAGGGCUGCUCCUGCUACCAGGACCUGUCAACAAAGAACUGCAGAGAGAUAACUACACCUGUAUUUUCAUAACAUUUGGCAUGCAAUUGCUAAAAUACUAGUAAAAUGCGAUUCGUCUCGACUUAUUGAAUACGUAUUAUAUCGUCUGUUGCUAAAAGAGGUGUAUAACGAUGGCGGAAGUGGAGGAUCAGGAGAGGAAGUCCAGCGAGGAGUUCACAGAUGAUUCUGAGGAGGAAGAGAGCGAGGAGGAGCCCAAGCUGAAGUACGAGCGACUGUCCAAUGGCGUGACAGAGAUUCUUCAGAAAGAUGCGGCCAGCUGCAUGACCGUCCACGACAAGUUCUUGGCUCUCGGGACUCACUUCGGGAAGGUGUUCCUGUUGGACGUUCAGGGGAACGUCACACAGAAGUUUGAAAUCAGCUCCGUGAAGAUCAACCAGGUCAGUCUGGACGAGAGCGGAGAGAACGUGGGCAUCUGCUCUGAGGACGGCAAGGUCCAGGUGUUUGGCCUGUAUACCAGGGAGGGCUUCCACGAGAACUUCGACUGUCCCAUCAAGGUGGUGGCGCUGCAUCCACAGUUCAGCAAAUCCAACUACAAACAGUUUGUCACUGGGGGGAGCAAGCUUCUGCUGUACGAGAGGAACUGGCUGAACCGCUGGAAGACGUCUGUUCUCCACGAGGGAGAAGGAACCAUCUCCAACAUCCAGUGGAGAACUAACCUCAUCGCCUGGGCUAACAAUGUGGGUGUGAAGAUCUAUGACAUCAGCACCAAGCAGCGCAUCACCAACGUGCUGCGGGACGACGUGAGCCUCAGACCGGACAUGUACCCCUGCAGCCUCUGCUGGAAGGACAACCAGACCCUCAUCGUGGGCUGGGGGAAGUCGAUCAAGAUGUGUGCCGUGAAGGAGAGAAACCCGACUGAGCUGCGAGACCUUCCCAGUCGCUACGUGGAAAUAGUGUCGGCGUUUGAGACAGAGUUCUUCAUCAGCGGUCUGGCACCUCUGGCUGACCAGCUGGUCACACUGUACUUCGUCAAGGAGAACGCAAAACAACUGGAAGAGGAGGAGGAGUUCCGUGCGCGGCCUCGUCUGGACAUCAUCCAGCCGCUGGCGGAGAGCUGUGAGGAGAUCUCCUCAGACGCUCUGUCGGUGCGCAACUUCACGGACAACGAGUGUCGUGACUACCGCCUGGAGCAUGCUGAGGGAGAGUCUCUGUUCUACAUCAUCAGUCCUAAAGACAUCGUGGUGGCCAAGGAGAGGGACCAGGACGACCACAUCGACUGGCUACUGGACAAGAAGAAGUACGAGGAGGCCCUGAUGGCAGCAGAGAUCAGCUUUAAGAACAUCAAGAGACACGACGUGCAGAAGAUCGGCAUGGCCUACAUCAACCACCUGGUGGAGAAGGGGGACUAUGACACUGCUGCCAGAAAAUGCCAAAAGGUUCUUGGUAAAAACAUGGAGCUGUGGGAGAAUGAGGUGUACCGGUUCAAGACCAUCGGCCAGCUGAAGGCCAUCAGCCAGUACCUGCCCAGGGGCGAUCUACGUCUACGACCAGCCAUCUAUGAGAUGAUCCUCCAUGAAUUCCUCAAGACCGACUAUGAGGGCUUUGCCACGCUGAUCCGGGAGUGGCCGGGGGAGCUGUACAACAACAUGGCCGUCGUCCAGGCGGUGGGAGACCAGCUGAAGAAGGACCCCACCCACCGCACGCUGCUCACCACCCUGGCUGAACUGUACACGUACGACCAGCGCUACGACCGGGCACUGGAGAUCUACCUGCGGCUGAGGCACAAAGACGUGUAUCAGCUGAUCCACAAACACAACCUCUUCGCCUCCAUAGAGGACAAGAUCGUUCUGCUCAUGGACUUUGAUAAAGAGAAAGCCGUGGACAUGCUCUUGGAUAACGAAGACAAGAUAUCGACGGACCGAGUGGUGGAGGAGCUCAGGGACCGACCGGAGCUGCUCCAUGUGUACCUCCAUAAGCUGUUCAAGCGCGACCACCACAAGGGCCAGCGGUACCACGAGCGACAGAUCGGCCUCUAUGCCGAGUACGACCGGCCCAACCUGCUGCCCUUCCUCCGGGACAGCACCCACUGCCCUCUGGAGAAGGCUCUGGAGAUUUGUCAGGAGAGGAACUUUGUGGAGGAGACGGUCUUCCUGCUCAGCCGGAUGGGGAACUGCAGGCGGGCACUGCAGAUGAUCAUGGAGGAGCUGGGCGACGUGGACAAGGCCAUAGACUUCGCUAAGGAGCAGGACGACUCUGAGCUGUGGGAAGACCUCAUCUCGUACUCCAUAGACAAACCACCAUUCAUCACGGGUCUGCUGAAUAACAUCGGGACCCACGUGGACCCCAUACUACUGAUCCACCGCAUCAAGGAGGGCAUGGAGAUCCCCAACCUCCGGGACUCCCUGGUCAAGAUCCUGCAGGACUACAACCUCCAGAUCCUGCUGAGAGAGGGCUGUAAGAAGAUCCUGGUGGCUGAUUCCCUGUCCCUGCUCCAGAAGAUGCACCGCACCCAGAUGAGGGGGGUCCGUGUCGACGAUGAGAACAUCUGUGAGGCGUGUCAUGGGACCAUUUUACCGUCAGACAUGGCCCAGCCCUUCAGCGUGGUGGUCUUCAACUGUAGACAUAUGUUCCACAAGGAGUGUUUACCUUCUUCCGGAACCAUUCCUGCAGUCCAGUUCUGCAACAUCUGCAGUGCCAAGAAGAGAGGUCCUGGGAGUGGAAUACUCGACAUGAAGAAGUGAUAGUUGCUCAAGCUAAUGCUAAUUCUACUGCUAAGGCUAAUGAUAAGUCUACCCCUACCAACAGUAUUUAUAUUGUUAAUACCAUUGAUUUUACCUCCACACACUGCGUCCUUUCAUGAAUAAAGACCAUAAUAAAUCUGGUGUAGACUUAAACUAUUGCAGAUCAUUUUUUAUUAGGGUUUUAUGUUACUAAACCGUUGCACUAUGUGAUGCUUGUUCUUUCUGCUUGCCUUAACUUAUGUAUGUAUGCAAUGACUGCAAGUUGCAGAAUAAAGAUUACAAAAAAUGCAAAAAA